CACUAGUUACUUAACCGACUAAACAGACACUUCUCCCGCCGAUAUGCACCCCCUAACUUUCAGCGUCGAACUAGAAGCCGUAUACUUCUUCAGCCUUCGCCCUAUCGACAUCUACAAUGAUCCACGCCUAGCCCCCGUGGUUGACAUGUCGCCCCAAGGGAACCCGGGUUUUACAAUACAUAAUUACAACCGCUGGGAUGAUAUGAAAGCCGAGAUGAUACGCCGCGUAUCGUUCGCGAUCAAAAACUGUCUUUCCGAACUCCCCCAAUCCUGCCGUGGCGAGGUUGUCUCCCUAGAAGGUGAUCCCGUAUCAAGUCAGUACCAAGAAUGGAGGGUCGAAUCCGGCAAGGCCACCGUAAAGCGAGACUCUAGACCCCGGCCAGAAUACGAGGGUCUUUGGGAGAUCGAUCUAGAGGUCCAGUCACCGCUGAUGUAUGCCACCGAAGUCAGCUUCGAAGAAGUCGAGGCUGUCACCAACAUGUUACGUGCUACUUUUCGAGCUGCAGUCCCGCCAUAUUGUGGAAUGCGCGUAUUCGUCGGCGCAGGAUCCAACUCAGUCCCCUUGCCAACUUUUAUAAAAAUAGCUGCCAUUUGCUGGGCUAGUGACCGGAUCCUACAGAAAAUGCAUCCUAUUUCGCGCCACUACGACAGAUGGCGCAAAGGUCCGCGCGAAACGGCUCGAGUCGAUCAAGGAGAAGAGGCGGAACAGGCAGAAGCUAGACCUGGUGAAAAGCAAAAUAUCCCCAUACAAGAGUAUAUCAAUAAAGCGCGGCCGAAAAGACUCUUAACUGAGUUCAAGCGCACGUUGCCGCGUAGCAGACUUAAUAUUAUCCUCUCCCAAGAACGAAAUAUAUACUUCAAUACAUACGAAGUUCACCGUCCCGAUCAGCCAUUGGAGCCUAUUACCCGUCCCGAUAUCCUGCAAGGCGCCAUACAACUCUUCAGCUGUCGCAGUCACGGCGCAGUCGCGAACCUAAUAAAUACCAACUCGCUCGGCGCAUACAACUUCAACCACUACAGCGACGAAGAGACAGAAGAGAAAGAUACCAAGGCAACAGUUGAAUUCUGCACGGCAGCCGGUUCGCUAGACGGCCACUGGGUAUCAACGCAUGCCCGAAUCUGUACUGGCAUCGCACAAUUUGUCGCCAGCGCCCCGGAGGAGAAUGUGUGGCGGAUGAUUUACGAGUGCCACGGCGCGGAGAUCGACAAGACCGGGUACGACGUUAUCGAUCUCCUAUUAGAUCUCGGCUUGGCGAAGGAGGCUGAAACCGUGCAGUACAGGUUAAAGAUGGGCAGCUAUUUUAGGGAGACGCUCCGAUCAUUCUUGACGAGUGAGGCUAUAACUUACGAAGACGGUGUCGCAGACGGAAACCAUGAAACAGACCAAGCCAUGCGUUCGGGGCGGGCGCAUUGAACGUACAUAUAUGUUCAGUUUUGGCAUUUUUGAUACUUUAGUGUCGAACACCAAUUGUUUGGAUAAAUAUGGAUCAAUAGAUUCGUACAUGAUAUUUAGAGGAGAACAAAUGCUCCUACAUAAUGCUAACAUUCAUGCCCAGGAAUAGGAUAAUAAAAGAAUCUCCUUCCCACGGAGAUCUUUCUCUUUUAACGUUAGCAGCAGUAAGAACGGGGUCGCACAAGAGAUUUACUAUGUACGCUUCGUAUGUCUCCGCGAAUUACGAAGUAAUAUAACCCGUGCUGGGCGACUAAGCCAUGGAGAGAAAAGGAGAUAUUUUACGACGUCGUUAAUAAUAACCAGCAUGUAGGAUUUGGGGCUGGGGUCGUAUCCCGCACGUGCAAGCCAAGU
Daldinia loculata is the source of this 1804-nucleotide messenger RNA. RefSeq lists its product as uncharacterized. Bases 44 to 1414 code for a protein of 456 amino acids. The transcript has a single exon. NCBI's taxonomy places the organism in Eukaryota, Fungi, Ascomycota, Sordariomycetes, Xylariales, Hypoxylaceae. The record is from RefSeq and is a predicted model, not a curated record.